CCAAAAGUCGACAAAACCGCCGUCGCAACGUUGAAACGGCCAUCCCAAGAGGCAACCCGCGUCGCCAAAGACAUGGACGAAUCGGUGUGGGAGUCGAUGCUGAUGCGGUUCUCGCCGCAACAAAUCCUGUGCGCUUCCUUCGCUGGCAUUUUCGUACUCACGCUGGCAUUUGCGUACGUCGUUGUCGACCCGACUUUGUCCACGCGCCCGUACAAGAACCUGUCGGUCCAAUACACUGCUUGCUUUGACGACUCGACGUACACCCCUCCAAAGGACGACGAGCUCAUCAAACGAUGCUCGCUGCGCGACAUUGACCGAGAAAUUCACCUGUCGCAAACCCAAGAUACGCACGCAACGUCGUCCCUCCAUCGACGUAAGCACGGUAUGGCUUGGUUACGCCACGGGACCAUCAUCACAUCAUACACAUCACGUAUGCAUCGCCCAGGCACGACGGCGACGCAUCCAACAUCCUCUCGAUCGACGGAUGCUUAUGUGUGUGAUACGUUCAAGAACCGGUCGGCGGACUGUUCGCAUCUCCUCAAGCAAGUAGCAGGUAUCGACGUUGGAGCUUGGGUUCAUGCAGAAAACGUGGCACUCAGUCGUGGAGAUGUAGAUCGAUUCGAAGCAGGAAACGAAGACGAGAUCAAAGCUCCCCUCCAGACCAUGCACGAUAUCUUGACCUAUUUCAAGGCGCCCCCGACGCGAGAUAUCAACCAAGUUAGCAUCUUUUGCAAAGCGCUCGUCAAGCACGACGGCCUGGACCUGCUCCAAACGCUGGUGCAAACGUCGGCCGACCCUGACGUGCAAGCAAUUGCCCAGGCCAUCAUCGAAGAGGCCGUGCCGUCUAUCUGGUGCUAGGCCUCCUGGUCACCUUGUGCUAGGAGCAUUGAUAUAUACAUGCCGUUCAU
Messenger RNA from Aphanomyces invadans, 908 nucleotides. RefSeq lists its product as hypothetical. The record is from RefSeq and is a predicted model, not a curated record. The transcript has 3 exons. Bases 73 to 858 code for a protein of 261 amino acids. NCBI's taxonomy places the organism in Eukaryota, Oomycota, Saprolegniomycetes, Saprolegniales, Verrucalvaceae.